This is a messenger RNA of Abrus precatorius (Indian licorice), 1089 nucleotides long. RefSeq names its product WAT1-related protein At4g08290-like. The transcript is spliced from 7 exons. NCBI's taxonomy places the organism in Eukaryota, Viridiplantae, Streptophyta, Magnoliopsida, Fabales, Fabaceae. Gene Ontology annotation, molecular function: transmembrane transporter activity. Gene Ontology annotation, cellular component: plasma membrane. The record is from RefSeq and is a predicted model, not a curated record. Bases 1 to 1089 code for a protein of 362 amino acids.
AUGAUGAAAAUAUGUGGACCCAGUUUUGGCAAUAUGUUGACUCAGGCAAAGCCUUAUUUGUUAACUAUGGGGUUGCAAUUUGGGUUGGCUGGAACAUUCAUCAUCACCAAGGCUUGUCUCGAUCAUGGAAUGAGUCGUUUUGUGUUAAAUGUUUAUCGCAAUGCAAUUGCUGCGUUUGUCUUUGCCCCCUUUGCGCUCAUCUUUGAAAGGAACGUUCGGCCAAAGAUGACCAUCUCUGUCUUCAUACAAAUACUAGCCCUUGGAUUUCUGGAGCCAGUAAUUGAUCAAAGCCUUACUUGCUUGGGGAUGCAAUACACUUCGGCAUCAUUUGCAUCUGCUAUGAUGAACUCCGUACCUUCUCUAACCUUUGUGCUAGCGGUAAUUCUGAGGUUAGAGCGUGUAGAGUUAAAGGACUUUCGCACUCAGGCAAAAGUGAUUGGAACCUGUGUAACGCUUGCUGGGGCUUUGUUGAUGACAAUAUACAAAGGACCCCAAGUCAACUUAUUUAAUGAUCCAAACACUCCCCACCAGCAAGAUGAAAGUCAAUCCCAUAAUGGUCAUAAACAAUGGAUCCUAGGGACCCUAUUUUUAUGCCUUGGUUGCAUGGCUUGGUCCUCCUUCUACAUUUUACAGUCCAUAACAGUGAAAAGGUACCCUGCGGAACUAUCACUCUCAUCGUUGAUAUGCUUCGCCGGUGCCUUGCAAAGUGCUGUGGUUGCGCUGGUUGCAGAUCAUCACUCUCGGGCAUGGGCUAUCGGUUUGGACUAUAGGCUCUAUGGUCCUCUUUAUGCUGGAAUAGUGAGUUCAGGAAUGGCAUAUUAUGUACAAGGACUGGUGAUGAAAACCAGAGGCCCAGUGUUUGUGACAUCGUUUAAUCCGCUAUGCAUGAUCAUCGUUGCUGCUUUGGGUACUUUCUUUCUACGAGAACAGCUCUACCUCGGAAGUGUCGUUGGCGCCAUCACUAUUGCAGUAGGUCUUUAUUUAGUGCUGUGGGGAAAAUUCAAGGAGUAUGCAGUCCUCACGCUGUCAUCAACAACAAAGGAAACAAAAACACAACAAUUGCCAACUACCUCAGCAACUCAUAAUUAA